ACCUGUAAAUGAAACUUGGAUUCCAAUCUGUAUUGUCUUAGAACACAGCAAUCCGCUAUAAAAGUGCUUAAUCACUUGAGAAACCCCCAAUCCCGAAAUACACCCAAACUUCACUCACAACAUCAUGAUCUAUUUCUCCAUUGCUCUCGAUAUGUGUCUUUCCAUCAAAUAAGGUGUAGCACACACACCUUGUAUUCUUUCCAAAAUAGUGUAGAACGGAGAAACACUUCACUUGUGUGAAACGAGAGAAAACUUUCAUGUGACGGGAAUAACAUUUUUUGCUAUUUCUAGUCAAUAAUGCAAUGACAUGUGUAAUAACUUUUUCAUGUGUCAUUGUCCUAUUAGUUGAGUAUAGCAAAACAGUGCUAUCUCCGUAACAAGUAAAAUUUUCAGGUGAAACUUGAGUUAUAUCCGGCCAAUCCCGAUAUGCCGUACUUAAUAACUUUGUCAGCCCAUAGUUUUUCUGAGCAGUGUUGAGGCUUGAGGAAUGGUUGGCAGCAACAGCCCAACCUCUCUUGAUGACGUGGCCAAGUAAGAGAAGAGCCACACAAUACGAGUAGAGGUGGUUUAGAAGGUCUUCAAAUAUUUUGGUCGUCGUAGUAAGAAACUAUAUUUUAUGUUUGCCAAGCAGCCACUCAAAAAUACUGCAACAAAUUAAUCCUAAUCCAUAUAAUUAAAGAAAAUGGCGGAUCCAAAAGAAAUUACCAACAAAAAGCUUCAAGGCAAGGUCGCGAUCGUCACCGGCGGAGCCAGCGGCAUCGGCGAAGCCACCGCGCGCAAAUUCGCCUUGCACGGGGUACGCGCCGUCGUGAUCGCGGACGUCCAGGACGAGAAAGGCCAAAACGUCGCCGCAUCGAUCGGUUCCGACUGCUCCACCUACAUCCACUGCGACGUGACCGACGAGGACCAAGUCAAGAGCUUGAUCGAAUCGACGGUCAGGAUUUACGGCCGCCUCGACAUCAUGUUCAGCAACGCUGGCAUCGGCAGCGCCGGCGAGCAGACCGUUUUGGACCUGGACCUGGCCAUGUACGACAGGGUCAUGGCGGUCAACGCCCGCGGAAUGGCGGCGAGUGUGAAGCACGCGGCGAGGGCGAUGGUAGAGGGGCGCGUGAGGGGGAGCAUCGUGUGCACGGCGAGUGCGACGGCGAGCAUGGGGUCGGCGAAGUUCGCGGACUACACAAUGUCGAAGCACGCCGUUUUGGGGCUGAUGAGGUCGGCGAGUGUGCAGUUGGGCGCGUACGGGAUACGCGUCAACUGCGUGUCCCCAGGGAGCGUGACGACGCCGCUGCUGCGGUCGACUUUUAAGGUGGGUGCGGUGGCGGAGGAGGAGGAUGUGGGGAGGUUGGUGGAGUCAAGUUUGAGGUUGAAAAUAGGGAAGAUGAUGUCUGUGGAGAAUAUAGCUGACGGCGUCGUCUUUUUGGCUUCUGACGACUCUGAAUUUGUCACCGGCCAUAAUUUGGCUGUGGAUGGUGGGUUUAUUAGUAGGAUAUCCUGAAGAUUACAGACUCAAGAUCCGAAAGUUGGACAUUCCUCA
This is a messenger RNA of Prunus avium (sweet cherry), 1534 nucleotides long. RefSeq names its product (+)-cis,trans-nepetalactol synthase NEPS1. The record is from RefSeq and is a predicted model, not a curated record. NCBI's taxonomy places the organism in Eukaryota, Viridiplantae, Streptophyta, Magnoliopsida, Rosales, Rosaceae. Gene Ontology annotation, molecular function: oxidoreductase activity.